CUCUCUACGAGGGGAAGUAGCCCACAGCUAAUUGCUAGGCUAACAACUCAAUCGAUUGCUUUCGCAGUUUAGGCGGCGGCCAUGUCUCCCUCCCCUGAUCUCUCCCGCGUCCUGCCCCGCGUGCUCAUCGUCUCCCGCCGCACCCUCCGCAAGAACAAGUUCGUUGACUUCGUGGGAGAGUACCACCUCGACCUCAUCGUGGUUUACGGCGCGGUGCCGGUGAUCGUGCCGCGCGUGGCCGGCGUGCACACGCUGCUAGACUCGUUCGAGCCAAUCCACGGCGUGCUCCUCUGCGAGGGCGAGGACAUCGACCCCUCUCUCUACGACGCCGACGUGGCCGGGGCGCUCUCGUCGGAGCAGCUCGAGGCCGUGAGGCGCCUGCACCCGAGCGACGCCGCCAUCGACCAUGAGAAGGACUCCAUCGAGCUCCGCCUCGCCCGCCGCUGCCUCGAGCGCAACAUCCCCUUCCUCGGCAUCUGCCGCGGCUCGCAGGUGCUCAACGUCGCCUGCGGCGGCUCGCUCUACCAGGACGUCGAGCACGAGCUGGGCCCCGAGUCCGCCGCCGUCCGCCACAUCAACUACGACGACUACGACGGGCACCGCCACCCGGUGCGCUUCCUGCCGGGCACGCCGCUGCACGAGUGGUUCGCGGACUCGCUGGGCGAGGACGGCGAGCAGCUGAUGGUGAACAGCUACCACCACCAGGGCGUGCGGCGGCUGGCACAGCGGUUCUUGCCGAUGGCGUUCGCGCCGGACGGACUCGUGGAGGGAUUCUACGACCCCGACGCGUACAACCCCAGCGAGGGCAAGUUCAUCAUGGGCCUCCAGUUCCACCCGGAGCGCAUGCGCAAGGCCGGCUCCGACGAGUUCGACUACCCCGGCUGCGCCAGGGCCUACCAGGAGUUCGUCCGCGCCGUGAUCGCGUACCAGGAGAAGGCGGCCGCUCACGUGCCCCGGGCGGGGUCGAAGCUGAACAAGGAGAUGGAGAAGCGGCGCAAGGUCAUCUUCCGGAGCUUCUCGCUCGCCAAAGACCUGUACGUCUCCGGCGGCCGCACGCGCCCCGCGGAGCAGCGCGAUCUCGAAGCCGGCGCCGAGUUCCUCGAGAUAAGCACGCACCAGUCGAACACGGCGCUGAGCGUGCAGCAGGAGAAGCGGCUGAAGCAGAUGGGCGCGACGGUGCGAAACGCGUCGGGGUACCUCAACAGCCUGAAGCUGGACGACGGGCGGGAGGCGGCUGCGAGGGCGCUCAUGGAAGAGAUGACCGUCGACCAGCUGUCCGACCUCGCAUCCUUCUACCACACCAUGGGCAAGAUCUGCUCCGAGGUGCUCGAUAGGAAGCUGCAGUCUUUACAUCUGCAUGAGUGAAAACUCGAGCGCGUCACCGGCUGGAGCAGCUCGAAGACUUGAGCCCAUCUCCUUCACCGACAGGGAUGACGAUUGACGAGCAGGCGAACGGACGAACUAAGUACAUGUUGGCUGUUUUCGUUUAAGGUGUCGUUCUCAUCCAGAGCGUAUCUUUCUGCGUCAGAGCAACCAGAUUGUCAGAACUCAAAAGAGUGUACGAUACCAUAUUGUCCUCUUCCCCCUCAUCGCGAACUCGAGAUCAAGUGCAUUUUUUUUAUAAGAGGGUGUUAACCCUCGGUUUUCAUAAUAAAAAUAUUUAAGUUUACAUGACGACAUCCAACAUAGAGCAAACAUAUAGCAAAAGAGAGGCAUGGAACGCCCACCGCCCUCAUACCUUACAAACGUUAAAACUAUAGCCAUUCUGACUCUGUUCAUAACUAAAGGACACAAAAG
Messenger RNA from Phragmites australis (common reed), 1797 nucleotides. RefSeq names its product putative glutamine amidotransferase GAT1_2.1. Bases 82 to 1365 code for a protein of 427 amino acids. Gene Ontology annotation, cellular component: cytosol. The transcript has 3 exons. Gene Ontology annotation, molecular function: hydrolase activity, acting on carbon-nitrogen (but not peptide) bonds, in linear amides. The record is from RefSeq and is a predicted model, not a curated record. Lineage: Eukaryota; Viridiplantae; Streptophyta; Magnoliopsida; Poales; Poaceae.